This is a messenger RNA of Perca fluviatilis (European perch), 2138 nucleotides long. RefSeq names its product saxitoxin and tetrodotoxin-binding protein 1-like. The record is from RefSeq and is a predicted model, not a curated record. NCBI's taxonomy places the organism in Eukaryota, Metazoa, Chordata, Actinopteri, Perciformes, Percidae. The transcript has 6 exons. The coding region runs from base 71 to 781 and encodes 236 amino acids.
UGCACAAAAAUUAUUGGUCAGUGAUUUUGCUACAAGACCGACCUGAGAGAGACAGUGAGGCAUCAGAGCCAUGAUGAAGACUUUGUGUGUUGCUGUUGUUGUGCUAAGUCUCACCUCAGUGUGCCAGCCUGCGCCGCUGGUCUGUGAGAAGCUGCUGAAGCCAGUGGACAAAGCCUCAGACAUUUCUGGGAGUUGGUAUUUUAUUGCCAUGACCUCGAAUACCUGUCUGGUUACAACAUUACUGAAUUAUGUGUCUUGGCCAAGUGUUUCAUUGAAGAUUACCUCCAAGAACACACCCAACGUCUAUGAGAGCAACUAUAUCUUAAAAAUGUAUGGAUAUUGUGAUACUGCCUCAGAAGAAUUUUUGUUGGAGAACAACAAGAUUUUUUAUGACAUCAACAAUACCCGAGUUGCUGAACCAGAUGUGUUGCUGCAGAGUGGCUGUUCUGACUGCUUGGUUGUAAAGGGGGAGGAGAACAUUGACUCUCUCUUGCUCUUCAGUAGGAGGCAGAAUGUCUCUGCUGCUGAGCUGAAGGAGUUUGAGAAACAGGCAGAGUGCCUCGGCUGGGCCAAACCGGAGGUCCUAAACACAGACCACGAUAUGGAAAACUGCCUGUCACUGGACACGGACGACAAUGAUGAUUCAGAAUUGUUAUCCUUGAUUUUUCAAAGACUGGGCAAAGAGUAUGCAGUGCCCCUCAAGUGUCUUUCAGAGAGCAUUCAAAAAUACCACAAGGCUGUCUGUGAGUGGGUUCAGCAACAGUGGGCUACUUUAUGGUGAAUGUGCUAGGGCACUGCUAUAAUAAAUAUUCAUUCACACAAUCAUAUUUUUGUGAAAUGGUGCAACCCUACUCAAGAUGUAUAAAUUGUUUAAAGGGAAUCGACUACUGUUAAAGGUAAAGACUCUCAAAUGUCAUAAAACAACUUUUUUUUCAAUUCAGGUUUUUAGUGGUAAUCUGCAGUGCUUUCUACACAAUUCAAUGUCAUCAAUAUUACAUAGAUUUUCUUUUGUUAUUUUUCUUUUCCCCUUUUUUCUUUUCUUUUUUAAUAAAUAAAUGACCACUGAAGUAUAAAAGUAUUUUGCAAUGCAGACAGAAAUCACACACUGCACUGCACACGCUGAGCCAGGAUUUAAGCGUGAUUUAUGGUUGUGUGGAGCCUCCAUGCAGAGCUUUCAAAGUAGCCUACAUACAGUAAGUGGCCUGAAAUUUAUACUUGGUGUGUGCGUAGAUCUCUUUAAGAAAAUAACAGGGCUGGCAUGUGUGUGUACGUGUGUUUUAUAUGUGUUAAAUGAUUAAUUAAAGUUAAAGAGGUUAUAUAAAGCAUCAACAUCUGUAUGUGUUCGAGGGAUGUUUGCUCAAUGGCACAGAGCUAGAUUGUGUAAUUGGUAAAUGGUAAGCAGACUUAGACCCUUUUUACAAAAACAACAUUUUAACUUACUAAACACUAACUAAUAAUAUAAUGUCUGCUUAAACCACCAUGUACACUUCAGUUAGAAAAAUAAACCUGCCUAUCCCCAUGUAUAGAAUCACUGAAAUAUGUAAUAUCAACAUAUUAGUAACACCAUUUUACACCAACAGUGUAAUAAUACUUCACAGCACAAGCAACCUCCAUAUCAUCCUUGAAAUGGAUUAACGCCACUAUGACACAACAAAUUAUUCUGAUAAGCUUUGUGUUAUUGCAGAUCUGUGGUAUUGGAUUGCAUUAGAUUUAGCUAAAUAGUUACAAUAUGAAUUUACAUCUCAGUGUAUGCCCUAUGCCUGCCCUAUGCCUGUGCAUUUAGUGAAAUAUGGUAUGUUUGACAUUGAUACACAAUAAUGUUACAGAGCUAUAAUGCUAUAAAAACAAAGUUGUACACUGUUGAAAGAAACAGUGAAAUAUAUUUUUAAUAUCUGAUUCUAUUGUGUGAUCUUGCAUCAAAAAGAAGGUGUGCAAAAAACGGCAAAAUACUAAAUCUGGCUAAAAUUAUUGUGUGUAUGUGCUUCAGCCACAUCACAUAUUUGCUGGUAAGAAACUUGCUAGUGAUGGGAUGGUGUCUGGUUUGAUCCCGGACCCAACAAAUAAAUCGGCCUUUUUCACAGAGGAAAUUUUGAUAUCUCACGGUAUAAAAAACUGAAAUAAAUGUAUGAUUCAUUCUA